UAAUCGACUGAGCCACCCAGGUGACCCUUGAGGCUUUCUUUUAGUCAAGUGUUUAUAACAGAUAGUGAUGCCUUAAGGGGUUUUAACUUAUGGCAAGUUCACAUUUGUUUGUACCCUGUAGGGUUUUCAGCAAAAUGAAAUAAAGUGAUAGAUCAUAAGACACCCAUGAUCUGAAUACAAAUGCGUUGAACAGAGCCGCGUUGGGGAGGCUGCAUGGACAUGUGGAGGGAACACUGGAGCUUUGGAAGUGUCCGGUCAUGCUGGUCAUGCUGUACUUUCCCCUUUAGCCCUCAUCUAGGCGGGACAAAGGUCUCUCUCCACCGAAGACGGGGAAAUGUUUUCCUCCUGGAUGGUUUUGUUGAGGGAGGGGAUGGUGAGGACGGAAGUGGGCUUCUCGUGGGGUAUCCGGCCGGGCCUGGCCCCGUGGGAGACAGGAUGCAGGCGAGCAGCCCCCCAGCCCCCUCUCAUCGGGCUGUUUCCUAUUUUCAGAGUAUAUGUGCUGGCCUGUGUGGUGCAACAGUCGUAAAUGCAUUGUCCGCAAAUCUAAACUGGGGCGGGAGGAAACGCCUGGCCUUUAUGAUAUGUCUGUCUUCUUAUUCGCUGAGACUGUUGUUUGGGGGAGAUAAUAAACAUGGAGAGAUAGGGUUUUCGGAGAUCUGUGUGGAAAAAACUCUCCUGAUGACAUCUGAAGCAGGACGCAGCUCUGCCACUGCAAACCUCAGCUUGCCCCCGGCUCUUCUGCUCUGCUUCCCUCCUUCCCUCAGGGUCCUCCCAGUUGUCCAUGGCUCACUGGGAUUGCCCUUGACCCCUCCCCAGGGGCCCCGCCCCCUUGCCUCAGUUGGGCACAGCUCUGAAGGGCCAUCCCCACUCCAGGGCACCCCAGGGGACCAGCCGCAGCCUCUGGUAUGCCUGCACCACAAGGCCGCCCCUCCCUCUCCCAGCCCUGCUUCCCCAACUCCACGACAGGGGAGGGCCUGAGCUGACGUGCUGCCAUCACAGCCAUGUCAGAGGCAGGUCUGGACCAGAAGGGGGUGUUUCUCCAGAGCCGGCGAGCCCCGGAGACCAGCACUGCUCCCAUCCAGAGGUGCAGGGACCUCACGGGGACUGAGUACGCUGGAGCCCUGGGGACGGUGGGAAGACCCCUCGCUCAUUCAAGACUGCUCUACUUGGGGGCGCCUGGGUGGCUCAGUGGGUUAAGCCUCUGCCUU
Mustela erminea (ermine) is the source of this 1208-nucleotide messenger RNA. RefSeq lists its product as uncharacterized. The coding region runs from base 214 to 978 and encodes 254 amino acids. The record is from RefSeq and is a predicted model, not a curated record. Lineage: Eukaryota; Metazoa; Chordata; Mammalia; Carnivora; Mustelidae. The transcript has 2 exons.